AUGCAGGCCCAAACAGCAAAUGCUGCUGCAAACCCAGCGACAGGUGCCACCAUCACACUGACAGACACGGUCACUUCCACUGCGACAUUGACGUUUACCACGACGGUCACAAACGGACCUAUCCCUACUCCUUCGAAUGCUGCUGCACCUACCGGCUCUGUCAACGUGUCCCCGCCGCCUGCAAGCUCGCCUCUUGGUAACAAUGCAGGUGAAGCUGCUCCAAUCGCGUCCUCAGGACCAAGUGCCGCGCUGAAUCCGGCAGUCGCCUCGGGAUCUCCGUCGGCGUCCGUUCCUUUGGCGCAACAGUCGAGCGUUGCUUCUUCACCAGCUACACCAGGUCAGCCAGCGAACGCCACGAGCGUUCCUGCUGCGACAAACCCUGCUGCACCCAAUCCCGCUGCACCCAAUCCUGCUGCGACGAACCCUGCUGCGACAAAUCCUGCUCCGCUCAACCCUGCUCUCUCUGGCUCCGCUCCGACUGGCUCCGCUCCAACUAGCUCCGCUUCAUUAGAGGCAACCACUGUUGCAGAUCCGUUGACUUUGAAUGCUGCUACACAAGGCAACGCGCCUCCGACCGGGACAUCAAUCAAUUCGUUCACCAACAACCCUGGCCUGACAGGUGGCUCUUCACCAGGGCUUCAACCUUCGCCGACUGCUCAGACUGAUUCUUCGCCCGGCCAAUCAGGACCUGAAACAACUAGCGGCACUGUACCCCCGUUCCCAGCUGGAAAUUUCUCGCAGCCGACCGGCUUUCAGAACGCUACUUUUCCCAAUGGGAGCUCGACGCAGACGUCUGGACCUAACACAGCAGUGAGCCCAACAGGACCAUCAUCGCCAUCUUCUGGUUCAUCAAAUGGUACAGGUGGGUACACAGGCCUUGGUCCAGGAGGCCUUCCCCUUCAGCGCAUUCCAGCCGAUGGCAGUGAUGGCGCGAGUCUAGGGGGCGUUCAGACGGGUUCUGAUCAACUUUCCACGACGACGAGACUUUCUCCUGGCAUUGAGACUGCAUUUCCCAACGUUUCCAGCACGGCAGCUACUGGCACUGGCAGUGCAGUCGGGGCUAGCGGACCAUCGGCUCAAUCGUUAUCGGGCGAUGAUUUGCAGGGAAGUGGCACAGGCGCAACUGGUCAGACGGGAACCGCGAUCGCAAUAUCGCCUCCAUCAGCAAAUUCCGUGGGCCCUUCAUCGGUGGGAACCUCCAGCGGCAGCGGUCAAGAUGCUGGCGAAAGUGCAUCGAGUCUAGUUCUAGGCACAGCCUCUGCUGGUACAGCUACAUCUCCUAGCGGUUCGAGCGCUGCGAUUGAUUCUGGAGCCACGGCCACUGCGACGAACACAGCCACGUCUCCUGGUGGUUCGAGCACCUCGAUCGAUCCAGGACUCACGGCCUUUGCGGUAGAUACAGCCAUGGGAGCCGUGGUUGACACUACAGGUACCACUAUCGCAAGCGUCUCAACCCCGGCAAGCGCACACGGUAGCUCAUCUGCAUCAGGAUCGGUCGGAGCAGGCGCAUCGACAGCAUCUGCUUCAAACGGAUUGAACACCCCCGAUGCAUCUGCUACUAUGAUUAUAUCCGCUGCGGCCGGCACCAAUAGUGCAUCUGGCGCUUCAGUUUCACCUGGUGUCGCAUCUGCAAUUCCUGGGUCAUCGGGGACUGGGACGUCCGGCAAUAUCGUGAGCGCAUCGAGUGCCUCCGCUACACCAGCAUUGGCCAUCAGUGUCGAUUUGAGCAUCCCUGGCGCCGUCACGUUCACGCCUGGCGUCAAUCCCGGUUCAACUCCUGGAGUGCCAGUCACCUCUGCACCAACCAAUGUCGCUCCCGGCGUCGUUCCCGGUGGUGUUGGUACUGCAAGCGCUUCAAAUGCGGCGGCAAGUGGCUCAGCAUCUUCGGGUGCUGGUCUUCCAGCGGUCAUUCCAUCAGGAGGCAUCGGCAUCGGUGCUGGUGCGACCGUUGGUACGAGCGAUGGACCUGGUCUGACCGCAACCGUCAAUAUCGGCAAUCCUAGUUCUUCAGCUACAAGUUUACCAGGCGGUGUUGGAAUUGACGUUGGAGCCACCGUCACUGUCAAUGCAGAGACGGUAGUGGCCGCUGUCACCAGCGUCGCCAGCCCAGUAGUCAGCAUCCUUCCUGUAUCGCUCCCUACUCGAAUUGCAGUAUCUGCCGACCUCGGCGUCACGGCUGCUCUGCCAGCGGUCACCCGACUUCCUCAACUUCUGCCACAAGCGCCUGCUUCCCCAGAGACCAUCAUCAUCAUCUCCACGGUCGCUAACCCACCUUCCAUUAUCACCAUCACGACUAUUGCCGCGGCUGCGGCUCCCUCGACCGUCACACUACCAGGUCAAGCGGCCCCUGCUGCGCCCACGACUGCUGCUCCCCCAGCAGGAUCGGCUGCGGCGGCGGCUGCGAUGCCUCUCACAUUGACGACAAUGACAAGCACAAUCCGAUCACGCCAGGGUUUGAUUCCGGCGAUCAUCAGCGUGGCGACAAGUUUGGUGCGCCAGGAGGUCAAUCCGCUUCUGCCUUCAGGGCUGAACAGGAUCUUAGGAACUUGA
Messenger RNA from Dissoconium aciculare CBS 342.82, 2550 nucleotides. RefSeq lists its product as uncharacterized. Lineage: Eukaryota; Fungi; Ascomycota; Dothideomycetes; Mycosphaerellales; Dissoconiaceae. Bases 1 to 2550 code for a protein of 849 amino acids. The transcript has a single exon. The record is from RefSeq and is a predicted model, not a curated record.